AUGGUCAAGAUUGUGCCUGGAAGUAAUGGGACACCAUUAAAUGUACUGGAAUAUGAAGAGUAUGCAAAAGAAUAUUUACCAAAAAAUGCCUAUGAUUAUUAUGCAUCUGGAGCAAAUGAUAUGGUAACACUUGCAGAAAACCGUCAAGCGUUUAAUCGAUUAAUCUUGCAUCCACGUGUCCUACGUGACGUGUCCAACAUGACAAUCAGCACAACACUAUUAGGUCAUCGUAUUAGUUCACCCGUGUGUGUAGCACCUUCAGCAAUGCACCGUAUGGCUCAUCCAGAUGGAGAAAUUGCAAGUACUUCCGCUACGGCCAAGGCUGACACGUGCUACAUCCUCAGUACCAUCUCUACCACGAGUCUAGAGGAUGUGGCGGAAGCUAAUAGCAAAGCCAAUCCUCAUGCACUACGCUGGUAUCAACUUUAUGUGUUUAAAGACCGAGAGCUUACACGUGGACUUGUCAAGCGUGCCGAGAAGGCUGGUUAUAAGGCUAUUGUCCUGACAGUAGAUACGCCCAUGCUUGGGCAUCGCGAGCCAGACGUACGCAACCGCUUUAGUCUACCGAAUCACCUGACGAUGGCUAACUUUGCCCACGUGGGCGGUGCACAUGAACACGGCGUGAAUAGUCACAAGGACUCGGGACUUGCUAACUAUGUCAGUGAAUUAUUUGACUUGACGCUCAACUGGAACGAUGUCAAAUGGCUUAAGAGUAUCACUCAUUUACCUGUGGUAGUGAAGGGCGUGCUCAGUCCAGAGGAUGCCAAGAUUGCAGUAGAGAUGGGAUGUGAAGGUGUGUUGGUAUCAAACCACGGCGCCCGACAGCUGGAUGGCGUGGCAGCUACCAUUGAUGCGCUACCUGCCAUCGUCAAGGCUGUGGAUGGCCGUGCAGAAGUUUACAUGGAUGGUGGUGUUCGUCGCGGUACGGACGUGUUCAAGGCUCUAGCCUUAGGUGCUCGUGCUGUCUUCCUCGGUCGUCCCAUUUUGUUUGGUCUGGCCCACAGUGGCGAAGAGGGCGUUUCGAAUGUCCUUCGUAUUCUCAACGAGGAGCUCAAGCACGCGAUGUUGUUCUCUGGCACAGCUAAGCUUGCUGACAUUGGCCCUGCUUACGUCCGCCGUGGUGUGCCUCCGCUACCUUCGUCGCUGUAA
Messenger RNA from Peronospora farinosa, 1149 nucleotides. The record is from the annotation of a GenBank genome assembly. NCBI's taxonomy places the organism in Eukaryota, Oomycota, Peronosporomycetes, Peronosporales, Peronosporaceae.